This is a messenger RNA of Trichomycterus rosablanca, 2373 nucleotides long. It is a transcript of the gene uri1, whose product is annotated as URI1 prefoldin like chaperone. Gene Ontology annotation, molecular function: transcription corepressor activity; chromatin binding; phosphatase inhibitor activity. Gene Ontology annotation, biological process: negative regulation of phosphatase activity; negative regulation of transcription by RNA polymerase II. The coding region runs from base 274 to 1755 and encodes 493 amino acids. The transcript has 11 exons. The record is from RefSeq and is a predicted model, not a curated record. Lineage: Eukaryota; Metazoa; Chordata; Actinopteri; Siluriformes; Trichomycteridae.
ACGAACAUGGCGCAGAUUGAUCGCUGCUGAGGACCUAGACGAUAACAACAAAAGAAUUUUUCUUCAUAAAGAUCGAUUUUGUACAAUGCACGUGUGAAAUGGUCUCAAUCUCGGAUUGGAUCGCUUCUACGGCUUCGUUGAUGACUAAACAGCGAUCAGGAUUCAGGAAUACAUUCAAGGCCAUUCAUAAACAUUUCUAUAGGACUUCAAACCCCUGAGUGAUUUCGGAUAUUUAAACAUUUUUACUCUGUUGAGGGAGGAUUACAGUUAAGUAUGGCCGGAGAAGUGGGAACUGGGAACAAUCUGCCGGAGGGCAUAGAGAGAUUAAAAGAGGAACACAGAGAGGUGGUGAAAGACUGCAAAAGUCAGAUAGCACACUGGAAAAAGGUGGAGAAUGAUUAUAACAGUCUGCAGGAGCGCCUCACCACCUUGCCCGAUAAGCUUUCUUAUGAUAUAAUGGUACCAUUCAGCUCUUUGGCUUUCAUGCCUGGGAAGCUGAUUCACACCAAUGAGCUGACAGUUCUUCUGGGUGAUAACUGGUUUGCAAAGUGCUCGUCUAAGCAGGCCCACAAACUGGUAGAACACAGAAAGAUAUAUGUCAAGAAUAAACUUGAUGAUUUGCACAAAACAAUGAAAAACUUUCAGGACAGAGCUGGAUUUACUGAAAAUCUUGAACGGAUGACUGGUGACACAGGGGAUUUUAUUGACAUCAGAGAAGAAGUUGGAAAAGAGAAAGUAGUUAACAAAGGUAAGCAUCGGAUGGCCCAUAUGCCCAACUCUAAGCCUAAGGAGGAAUAUGUGGUGCAGCUAGAGGAAGAAACAAGACAAAAUGGUGAAAGCUUUAAAGAAAAACUGUCUGAGGAGGAGCUGUGGGCUCGACUUGAUGAGCUGGAUCGGUUGGAGGAGGAGCAGGAUGAAAGAGACAGGCUAGACAGCACUGAUACUAACGGAGAGGACACGACUUCCUCCUCCUCCUCAUCAUCAGAGGAAGAGAAGGAGGCAGAUUCAGCCGAGUCAUUCAAGGUUAAUGGUCACGAGGACCAUGCUCCUGCCUCUCACACAGACCAGGUCAAUGGCAUCAUACCACACCUUAAUGAGGAUGAGCAAGAUGAAGACAUAGCUGAAAUGGAAGAAAGCAAUGGUCUGCCAACUAUUUACUUCAAUCACACAGUGGAGCCUAAAAAGGUGCGAAUAAACACAGGAAAGAACAUGACUCUGAAGUUUAGUGAGAAAAAAGAGCAGAAAGAACAAGCCAAGCGGAAGAAGAAGAAUGGCAAAAGCAAUGGCCACAACCUUCAUGAACAUCAUAAAAUCACAACUCCAUCUGAUAUCUACAGGGUAUUUGUGGACGUGGUGAAUGGUGAGCCAGUCCCGAGAAAAUCGAUUUUAAAAUCACGCAGCCGGGAGAACAGUGUGUGCAGUGAUACCAGUGAGAGCAGCACAGCUGAUUUUGAGGAGCGUCGCGCUUUUGUUAACCGUUCACUCAGCCAUGAUGAUGCCACUCACAGUGACGGCAUAACCGAAGAGGACAGUUCAGCUAACAUAAGCCUUUACCCUAAUGGCCGAUUUGAGGCAUUUUCAGGCACAGUGAUUGAGAAGGAUCCACUGCCCUCAGUGAUACCUCACCUGACCAUCGCAGCUCCUGCUCUACCAACAAUACCUGAAAGAAAGCAAGAAGAGCUGGGCUUAGAACCAACCCAGGAGCUGCCAAAGAGGGUGUCAAAGUUUAAAGCUGCCCGGCAGCAACAGAAGUGAUUCCCUUGAGAUCAAACAGUUCCUUUUUCAAUUCUUUUUGAACGACUGUAAUACUAGGCGUGACUUUAGUUCUACACUUUCGUCCUGCUGCUCUCUUUGUCGCUCUGUACUGCACUUCUGUGCCAUCUUUUUUGUGCCAGUUCAGUCAGUUUCAACUAAAUAUACUUUGUUCUAUGCGUUUUUAUAAAUUAUUCUGUUAUGAAACGGUCAUGCCAGUAGGAGGAGUUGCUCUGCACAACUGUUUGGCCUUUUCUCUGCUGAAUUAGCAGUGCACAUUUUAAACUGAGACUAAUCCACCUAUCUCCUUUCACACUUAUGUACUACCUUCGCUUUGUGUAUUUCUCUAAAGCGCAUACAUGAUCAAUGUGAAUGUAAGAGUAGCUUUAGGAAUAUCACUGUCCCAUGCUACACACAUGCUCUUAUUUGAUAAGGUUAUUAUUAAAGGGUGCAGUGAUUAAAGUGCUGCUUUGAUGAUCUGUCUCAUUAAGGUGUUUUGUAGAGUUAAAAAAAAGUUUAAAAAAGUAAUUUGUUGUGUUUCCAGUUUUUGAAUGUAGACAAGGUUUUGUGAUUGAAUACACAUGUUAACAGAAAGAAAAAUAAAUUAAUUUGCCUAUUAAA